This is a messenger RNA of Pseudo-nitzschia multistriata, 1222 nucleotides long. The record is from the annotation of a GenBank genome assembly. Lineage: Eukaryota; Bacillariophyta; Bacillariophyceae; Bacillariales; Bacillariaceae.
CCGUACAGGUACGUACGUCGCAACUUUGUACGUGUGUUAACUUCCGAUUCACUCUCAAAGCAAUUUUUUUCGCUUUCUGCGGUCUGCCGCCGUGCAAGAUCGUUCUCCAUCGAAAUCUCUUCUUGAAUCCACUUGCAGAGUCUCAUAAUUCAUUGUACGUGAACUCUUUCACCAGUCGCUUAAUAAUCUGUAAACAUGAUGUUCCGCAACUCCGCCAUCCUUGCCUUGGCUCUGUGUGCUUCCACUGUCACUGCUCAGGACACCCUCCCAAGUGGAGGAAAUUGUAGUCCUGAGCCAGACCCUCCGUCGGUUGGAACUUCAAAUUCUUGCCUUGCUCAAUUCGGUCCAUCUUCGGGCUCCGUGGCGUACAAAUGCAACCAAGAUCCAAGCCAGCCCAUGGGUUCUCCAUGGGCUUGCUGCCCCCCGGGUACCCCGGAAAAAAUUAAUCUCGAUCACGGCCAGACCAACACCUGUGUCCUUGCUAGCAUUGUAGGCGGCGUUCCAUUUAUUCCCGACCCCACUCCCGAACCUGUAAGUAUCGUGCGAAGCAAAUGAAAAAUUGAAUUACAAAGUUGUUGCUCCGAAGUUUUUUAAUUCUUCUCCAACUUUUUUUUUGAAAUUCUGCGCUAACCGUUGUUUUUUUGGGCAUCCCGUGUUUUGUUCGCUUCGUCUCAUACACGCAGACUCCCCAACCCACACCCGAACCAACCCCGGAGCCAACUCCCGAACCAACUCCCGACCCAACCCCAGAACCAACUCCGGAGCCAACUCCUGAGCCAACUCCCAAUCCUACCCCCAAUCCUACCCCUGAGUCCUUCAAAUCCAACAACGAUGCAUCGGACGAGAAUCUUGUCGUCAGUGAUGAAUCGUCUGGCAGCCAAGCCAGUACCAUCCUCUCCGCUGCCAUGUUGGCCGUAGCAGCUUUCGUCUAAGUCGGACCCGUGAAAUUCUGUCAAAAGUUACUGUACUAGAUUGUUGGUCCGGAACGCACACGAUUGAUCAGCCUUCAAAUUCAUUUUCUACGUAGAGAGGGAUCGUGCUCUCUCUGCUUCAUCGCCAUUUCCAAAGUAGGAAAAGAUCGUGCUCUUUAAAUCCCAGUAGCGAUUGGCAUGACCAUUAUUUCAUCAAGAUUCAAUUCUGAGGUAUAUUCCUGUACUGCGAGAUCACUGAUUUAAGUUCACUACUCUAUUAUUUGUUUUAAUAAUGAAAUGUUGCUCUAACC